Striga asiatica is the source of this 2024-nucleotide messenger RNA. NCBI's taxonomy places the organism in Eukaryota, Viridiplantae, Streptophyta, Magnoliopsida, Lamiales, Orobanchaceae. The record is from the annotation of a GenBank genome assembly.
AUAUCACAUGAAGGAUUUAUGGUCUACUGACCUCAUAUUCUCAUUUUCUGAAUCUAUGUUUAUUAUUCUUUCAAAACUUUAUUAAUAUAUAUCUCCACUUGACCCUAACAUGGCAAGAAUGAAUGUGCCAGUAGAUAGCAUUACUGUGUUGAGGUGUCCCACUGUCUCAGUUUGAUUUGAUCCAUAUAUAUAUGAAUCUCUCAAUUCACAUCAAUUUGGACCAUCCAAAUCUGUUUUCCUGAUCAGAUUCAUUUUAUCAUUUUAUAUCAAAUUGGGCUGGAUUUGGGAUUCGGCCCAUCUAUCUGUCUUCUACAACGUUUUUUAUCUAUGUUUGGAUCCAUUAAGGAAUAGACAGACUCUAACGAAAACCCACGAGUGAAGUCACCGCAUGGACAGACUCUAACGUACGCGGGUGGCGCACGAUGAUAACCAGCGCCUUCUCUGAUAUCCCGAAUUCCCGAUCCCCAUCUACACCUUUCUGGAGCCCAAUUUUGCUGAUAAAAAGUUCAAUUUUGUCUUUCCCAUUUACAAAUUUUCAGUAAGCUAUUUUCUCAGUGUCAAUUGUAUCAAUGGUGGGAUUAAGCAUGGAGGAGAUGUCUCUACCCGUUCUUUUCGAGCAGGCUCGGAAAAUUCACCAAGCCGCAUCAGAUUCCUCCGUCGAUCAGGAUGCACUGACUAAAGGCUGCGAGCUGCUGAGCAAAUGCGAGGAGAUGAUCGGAAAACUAGGGUUGUUCUCGGCGAAUGAGACGAAGGAUGAUAUCAGCACCGCUAAGCUCAAAUAUCUUCUCGUUCCAUAUUACCUUGGUGAACUCACGGAGAAAAUGGAGAAAAUUGCUCGUGACGAUAUGAUUCAAGUUCUGAAAGCUUCGCAAGCCAAGUUAAAGCUGGAGAAGGCAGAAGUACAAUAUUUAUUACAAGCUCGGAGAACCUUAAAGCCUACAGUUACAUAAGGAGUUUAUAUCUUUCUGUGAGGCAAUGGAACUCGUACCAGAAGAGGAGCUAGAAUCAUCUGCACGAGCAACGGCUAGUACAUCUACUGAUAGGAGAGCUCAGAAGAUUGCUCGGUUUAAAAGACAGAAAGCUGCUGAGUCAAAGCUGCUCGAAAUAAGAGAACGAAAAGAACGUCGUGGGAGGUCCACCAAGGCUUCCACGUUAUCUACUCGUAUUGAGGUUGGAGAAGAAGAUAAUGAGGAUGAUGAUGGAGAAGAAGAAAGGGAGGCAUGGCUAACUACCAUCUCGUUGGCACUUUGCAAGGCAUUUGAUUUGCUUGAAAUGCUGAAGAAAGAAGAAGAAAUGCUUUUAGCUAUUAAGGAACGGCAGUCUCAGGAAGGGGAAAAUGAAAUCUCACAGUCUAUUCUGGAUGAGCGCGCUAAGAAAGCUGAAGCCUGGCACCGUGAUGCUGCCUCAAGGGCCCGUUUUACAAAACCCGCUGCCCCAAUCACAUGUGCCAGUUUUGCUCAGGAUGUUCUAGAAGGUCGAGCCCAGGUGUCGCAAGCUCAUGAACACAAGCACCAGCCCAUGAUAUUUGGACCCGCAAGCCUCGUGGGCAAAAACCCGACCAGCAACAGGGAGAAAAUUGCUGCUCAAGUCUUCCAACCUCACUACAGAUUGCCGACGAUGAGCAUAGAGGCAGCGGGUUUGAAGGAAAUGGAGAUAAUGAACAAAUGGCAAGAAAGAAAUGCGAAGCUAAUGGAAGAAGCUAACUCGUCUUGGUACAAUGACAACAGGCAAUCAAGACCAAGCCAGGAUGAUGAUGAUGAUGAUGAUGAUGAUGAUGAUGCACAAGAAAAGGCGAGAGCUUGGGACGACUGGAAAGACGAAAACCCACGUGGUGCGGGCAAUAAGAAGCUCACUCCUUGUGGCUAAUUCUUAAUAAAAUUGGAAUUAUGUAAUUUCUCAUUGUACUUCUGUCAAAAAUAUCAUUUGCUAUAUGAAUUGGUGUGGCAGUUUUCGGACUGCAUAGUGUAGGUGUUGCAGGUGAAUAUUGUAUUGAGUUUUAAUAUCGUGUGAUAAAUUAAUUUUAU